GGCUCCCAGAGCAGCGCUGCGAGCCCGCCCGGCUCGCUGCCCUCCCCGGGAUGCGCUCGGAGGCGGCGCCGCAGCUGGACGGGCUGGAGAGGUUCGCCAGCGCCGGCAAGGGCCGGGGGCUGCGGGCGCGGCGGCGCUUCGCCGUGGGCGAGCUGCUGCUGAGCUGCCCGGCCUACGCGGCCGUGCUGACGGUCAGCGAGCGCGGCAGCCACUGCGACGGCUGCUUCGCCAGGAAAGAAGGAUUGUCCAAGUGUGGAAGAUGCAAACAGGCCUUUUAUUGCAAUGUGGAAUGUCAGAAGGAAGACUGGCCAAUGCACAAGCUGGAAUGUGCCUCCAUGUGCACUUUUGGGCAGAACUGGCAUCCCUCAGAGACUGUGAGGCUAACAGCAAGGAUCCUUGCCAAACAGAAAACUCACCCUGAAAGAACACAGUCAGAGAAGCUGCUUGCUGUGAGAGAGUUUGAAUCACACCUUGACAAACUAGACAAUGAAAAGAGAGAGCUGAUUCAGAACGACAUUGCUGCUCUGCAUCACUUUUACUCAAAGCACUUGGACUGCCCUGACAAUGCUGCCCUUGUAGUUCUCUUUGCACAAGUUAACUGUAAUGGCUUCACAAUUGAAGAUGAAGAACUCUCUCAUUUGGGAUCAGCCAUAUUCCCUGAUGUUGCAUUGAUGAACCAUAGCUGUUGCCCAAAUGUGAUUGUGACUUACAAGGGAACCUUGGCUGAAGUCAGAGCUGUCAGAGAGAUUGAGCCUGGAGAGGAGAUUUUUAGCAGCUAUAUUGACCUGCUGUAUCCCACAGAAGACAGAAAUGACCGGUUAAGAGACUCCUAUUUCUUUAGCUGUGAUUGCAGGGAGUGCACUACAAAAGAAAAGGAUAAAGAGAAACUGGAAAUCUGCAAGCUGAAUGAUCCUCCGUCAGCAGAGACAGUAAAGGACAUGAUCAAAUAUGCCAGGAACGUGAUUGAGGAAUUCAGGCGAGCCAAACACUACAAAUCCCCUAGUGAAUUACUGGAGAUCUGUGAACUCAGCCUGGACAAGAUGGGUGCAGUGUUUAAGGACAGUAAUGUUUAUAUGUUACAUAUGAUGUACCAGGCCAUGGGUGUCUGUCUCUACGUGCAGGACUGGGAAGGUGCGCUGUGUUAUGGGCAAAAAAUUAUCAGACCCUACAGUAAACAUUAUCCCUCCUACUCGCUGAAUGUUGCCUCCAUGUGGCUGAAGUUAGGGAGACUGUACAUGACGCUGAAGAACAGGACGGCUGGAGUUAAAGCCCUGAAGAGGGCAAUUGCUAUCAUGGAAGUAGCACAUGGGAAAGAUCAUCCAUACAUUUCAGAGAUCAAAAAGGAAUUAGAGGACCACUGAGCCUUUGAAUCUAUGCAAUCCUUCAAACCUUUAUUUAAAAAGCCUUGUUAUGGAAACCUUCAGGAGUGCUUUGAAAAGCGGUAGAGUAUGAACACAGUUCUGUCCUAUAAUUGGAAUGACAAACACACGUAGGCCUAGCUUCCACACAUCUACAAUUGCCUUUUUUUUUUUUUUUAAGGAAGCAGCCAUGGUUUCUUAAAGGUUAUGCCUUUUGAUGGCUCAUGUGCAGAAAUGGCCAAUUUUUUCUUUAGGGGUGUUGGUGUGGAUCUUAUUUGUGUAAAGUAAAUAAAGUGGUCUUGGCCCCUCUUGA
Molecule: messenger RNA, 1671 nt
Organism: Camarhynchus parvulus
Lineage: Eukaryota; Metazoa; Chordata; Aves; Passeriformes; Thraupidae
Gene: SMYD2
Product: SET and MYND domain containing 2
Exons: 12
Coding region: 51-1361 (436 amino acids)
Cellular component (GO): nucleus
Molecular function (GO): protein binding; histone methyltransferase activity; protein-lysine N-methyltransferase activity
Source: RefSeq, a predicted model, not a curated record